This is a messenger RNA of Aspergillus fischeri NRRL 181, 3552 nucleotides long. Its product is annotated as histone deacetylase hosB. The coding region runs from base 1 to 3552 and encodes 1183 amino acids. Gene Ontology annotation, molecular function: histone deacetylase activity. Gene Ontology annotation, cellular component: nucleus. The transcript has a single exon. Lineage: Eukaryota; Fungi; Ascomycota; Eurotiomycetes; Eurotiales; Aspergillaceae. The record is from RefSeq and is a predicted model, not a curated record.
AUGGACCCCUCCAUGCGCGACGAGCCUCCUCAGGCGACAUUCACUGCACCACCACCACCACCACCCGCACCCAAUCCCAACGAUCUAACCAAUAGUCUGAAUCAUUUGACAAUUGCUUCUGCGGCCGCGACUCCUCUUCCAGCCUCUCCAUCCCCAUCUUCGUUACUGUCGCCUCCAGAUGUCCCCGCGCGUUCUUCUGUUGAUCUGGCGCAUCCUGCACCGCGCCGAACUGACAGUUCCAAUUCUCUAAGAGAUGAACGAGAUGAACGACGGAAAUCCACCUCCAGCCUGAAGAAGCGAUCAUCGACCGCGUCGCUCCGAUCUGCCCACAAUAGUGCCGGCGCAAAUUCGCCUCGUCCCAGUCUAUCGCGACGCUCUUCAUCCUCCAACUUCACGACUUCCCCCACUUCCACAUCAAAUAUGCCGUCCAAAAGACCCCAGGAGCAAGCUGCGCCCACCGCCGCCUCUGUUGCCGCUGAUUUCUUCCAACGAGAAGUCGACUUACACCAAUCCACCGACCUACGUUCUAAAGUCGCGGUAAUCGUUCAUGACGCAUGCUACGGCCAUCGUUUCUCGCGGCCACGAACAUCGAAGACCGCCCUAAGUUACAUCGUCGAACGGCCCGAGAGGAUACAAGCCUGCGUUGUGGGAAUAUCCGCAGCUUAUGUCCUCAUGGCCGGCCGCCAUGCAGGGAAACGCUUUGCGCCUCAUCCUGACCUAGAUCUACAUCAGCUCCCCGCGCCGCCGUUCCAAAUCCGCAAGACGUUGCGGACUCUGCCUAUCACUUCUGCGGCUGUUACUCAUGUCCACGGGACCAAGUGGAUGGACGAACUGAAAACCAUGUGUGAUGCGGCAGAAUCAAGACUUGCUCUGAAUGGCAAAGAGUUGGUUCGGCCGCGCAGCUCGGGAAAGGACGGCGAAUCUGCCAAAAAAGCUCCGCUCAAUGACGGCGACCUUUACCUUUGCUCCGAAUCCUUGAAUGCCUUUGAGGGUGCGCUCGGCGGAGUCUGUGAAGGCGUCGAUGUCGUCUUCAACUCCAACACUACCAAAAGAGCCUUUGUUUGUAUUCGGCCCCCUGGCCACCAUUGCUCUACCUCUCAUCCGUCCGGAUUCUGCUGGAUCAACAAUGUACAUGUGGGAAUAACCUAUGCUGCCAUGACCCACGGCCUGACCCAUGCCGCUAUCCUGGACUUCGACUUGCAUCAUGGCGACGGUUCGCAAGAUAUUGCAUGGGAACAGAAUCAGAAAGCCGUGUCAGCGGUCUGGAAUGCGGCCAAUCACAAGAAAACGAGGGUUGGCUACUUCAGCUUGCAUGACAUAAACUCAUUCCCUUGCGAAUAUGGUGAUUUUGAGAAGGUGCGGAACGCUAGUGUGUGUAUUGAUAAAGCCCACGGUCAGUCGAUUUGGAAUAUCCACUUGGAGACGUGGAAGUCCGAUGCGGAGUUCUGGGAAAUCUAUGCCGCCAAAUACACCGUACUGUUAGAGAAAGCGCGCGCUUUUCUACGUCUGCACACCGAACGCCUGCUUGAUAGCGCGCCCGGCGACACUCCGCCAAAAGCGGCAAUCUUCAUAUCCGCAGGAUUUGACGCGAGUGAGUGGGAAGGUUCUGGUAUGCAGAGACAUCAAGUGAAUGUACCGACCGAGUUCUAUGCGAAGUUUACCGCGGAUGUUGUGCAGAUGGCUGAGGAAGAAGGGCUAGGAGUAGAUGGGCGUGUCAUCAGCGUCUUGGAAGGGGGCUAUAGUAAUCGAGCAUUGACCAGCGGCGUCCUCAGUCAUCUCGCAGCGCUGGGAGACACAACGACAAUGUCGGCCAUCGUCAACCAUGAGCAGCAGGUCGGUCUGGCUUCCGAAAUGUUUGAUCGCUUGCAUGUAUCGGACAGCGACACUCCAGCUGAAGCACGGCGCAUCCCAUCUGACAUUGGUUAUGAUAGUCAGUGGUGGGCGCCAACAAAACUCGACGAACUGGAGGCGCUUGUCUAUCCACCUCCUUCCACAGCGCCAAAAUCAAAGUCUGCUCGCACCUAUUUUGCACCAACGCAAUCUUUCGCUGCCAAAGUCGUUGCUGCCCCUCGGGAUCGAAAGUCUACUGGCUCACAGGCGGGCUCGGAUGUUGUACCCUUGCCAGAGGUAGGCUGGGCUACGGCGGCACACGAACUAUCCAAAAUCCUUAUUCCCACCCAUCGUCAAACCACAAGUUAUCGUCCGGAAGAACUUAAUGCGGAAGCUUCACGCAUUCGGCGGGAGCGUCAGACCGCUGUGGCUGCUGCCCAGGCCGCCCAGAAGGCAGCGUCAGCAGCUUCAGCGGCACCGGAGGGAAAUCGGAUGCAGCUACGUACGAGAAAGGCCAAGGCUUCACUGCCUAGCAGCCCCAAGGCGGAGACCCCAAAGAAAAAGGUUACGAAGAGCACUCGGAGGACUACUAUCGACCCCGGUGACCUGCCAAGUUCAACUGCUGAUAGCUCGCCUGGCGUCAGGACAACUCGGAGAAAGAGCACAACGCCGAUCGCUUCUAAGCCUUCGGGUACAGCCGAGUCUGGCCGAAUCAAUUCAAGCUCGUUAAACGUCGGGGCAAGCGAAACGCCCGGACAAGCAAGCAUAGCCGUGGGUAGCUGUCCUCCGGAGUCUCCUAGCCGCAGCAGGUCGAGCACUCCAUCACGGUCCGCUGCUCCCAAACGGUCCGAGGGUCCCAAGGUGCCUCCUGUACCGCGCGUGCCGUCUGGUUUUCUCUCAAAGCCAGCCACUGGCGAUGAUCAGAAGAUUAUCUCCGACCAAACACAGGCAGGAAUGACGGAGAAGACGGAUUCCAGACCUGCAGAUUUGGACGAUUUGGCAGCCGGCGUGAAGAAAUUGAGCAUCAAAUUGAAGGUCCCUACCCCUGAAGAACACGCCGCUCGCGAGAAAGAGAGAAGAGCGACAGAGGAACGUCAAAGACGCGCUCCCAGGCCAACAACAUCCAAGACGCCGAGAUCCUCCAAGAAAACCUCAAGCGUCACCGCGACCGCGCAUACUUCGACUGCCAGACGAACUUCUCACCCGUCGCCGAGUUCUAGCAUCUCUCAGAUGCCUUCUGGUCCAAAUAUAGCCAACUCCGACAGGAACAUGAUUCGGAUGAAGCAAGAGAGCCCAGAAAACGCACCAGAUGAGCUUGUUGUCUCGUCUCCUGAUCCGCUGGCUGAAAAUAAAAUGCCGCUCUUGAGCAACGUCACUAUUGAUCGCCCUCGCUGGGAAAGACCCAAGGAUGUGUCAGUAUCUGGUUCUACCUCGACGCAGGAGCCUCCUUCUGGGACAGCAACCCCGUCCUCGUUGGCUUCAGAAUCCCUCCCCGCUCGAUAUACGGUAUACUCACCCCCAACAACCGCGCGUCAGACAAUGAAUGGACUUCCCGUUUUUACGUCCAGCGGACCUAUUCCUUUUGCGGCGGCAAGCACCGUCCUUGGGGGGAAGCAGACUCUGGCCAUGCAGCAGCCAAACCUUUUCAACCACAGUGAUAAUGCAGGGACUGGUCAUCCAGAUCUUAUGCAUGAUCAAAACAAUAAACCCGAACAACCCUGA